This is a messenger RNA of Baudoinia panamericana UAMH 10762, 1479 nucleotides long. RefSeq lists its product as uncharacterized. The record is from RefSeq and is a predicted model, not a curated record. The transcript is spliced from 5 exons. Gene Ontology annotation, biological process: transmembrane transport. Lineage: Eukaryota; Fungi; Ascomycota; Dothideomycetes; Mycosphaerellales; Teratosphaeriaceae. Gene Ontology annotation, cellular component: membrane. Bases 1 to 1479 code for a protein of 492 amino acids. Gene Ontology annotation, molecular function: transmembrane transporter activity.
AUGACAGAAAAGGACAUUGGUUAUGUUUCGAAGCAUGAGAACACAAUGGCGGAGCUUCCGGACCCGGAUGCUGGCUUGAGUGAUGAGGAGCGAGCGAUUAUCGACAAGAAGUUGGUGCGGAGACUGGACUGGAUGCUCAUCCCCUGGCUCACCAUCCUCUAUCUCGUGAGCUUCCUGGACAGAACGAACAUCGGUAACGCUAAAAUCGAUGGACUCAUCCCGGACCUGCAUAUGACGAACGGGCAGUACAAUGCUGCGCUGUCUUUAUUCUUCGUCUCGUACGCGGGCUUCGAGCCACUCACGAACAUCUUACUAAAGCGUCUGCGGCCGAGCAUCUUCUUGCCUAUUAUCAUGAUUCUUUGGGGCAUCUGUAUGACAUGCAUGGGUCUGGUGCACAACUUCUCCGGCUUAGCCGCGGCGCGUUUCUUCCUUGGUGUAGCUGAGGCCGGGCUGUUCCCUGGUGUCAAUUACUACCUUUCUUGUUGGUACAAGCGUAGUGAGCUCGGCAUCAGGGCUGCCAUCUUCUUCUCAGCUGCAGCUUUGGCUGGUUCCUUUGGUGGCCUGCUCGCUGCGGCCAUUGCACUGAUGAAAGGCAUUGGUGGGAAGCAUGGCUGGGCGUGGAUCUUCAUUCUUGAGGGCCUGGCCACUGUUCUUAUCGGUAUCGCAAGUUACUGGCUAGUACAUGAUUUCCCGGACGACGCCAAGUUUCUCAGCGAAGCCGACCGACUACGCGUGCUCCGGAGACUAAAGGCUGAUGCGCAGAGUUCCGCCGAGCACGAAGACUUCAAGAUGGCUUACUUCUGGGCUUCAGUGAAGGACUGGAAGACUUGGGCCUUCGCUACCGUGUACAUGGGAUGCGAUGGCGCGCUGUACGCCUUCUCGCUCUUCUUACCCACUAUCAUCCAAGAGCUGGGCUAUGCCAGCACCAAGGCGAACUUGCUUACAGUCCCGCCAUAUGCCGCUGCCGCUGUGCUUACGAUAACGAUUGGCUGGAUCGCCGACAAAACGAGGCAGAGAGGAUUGUGCAAUAUCUGCGUCUCAUUGCUCGGCAUUGCAGGCUUCAGCAUGCUUCUCGGCAGCACCAAUCCCGGUGUGAAGUACGCAGGAACGUUCUUGGGCGCUCUGGGCAUCUAUCCAUGUGUGGCAAACACAAUCUCGUGGGCUGCGAACAACGUUGAGGGUGUCUACAAGCGUGGAGUGACUCUAGGGUUUGUGAUCGGCUGGGGCAACCUCAAUGGCAUUAUGAGCAGCAACGUCUACCAAGCCAAGGACAAGCCAAAUUACCGCCCCGGUCAUGCAGUCGUGCUCGCCUACAUGGUACUCUUUCUGCUCGGAGGUAGCUUGGCCACACACUUCCUGCUCAUCGAUGAGAACAAGAAGCGUAUUGCCGGUAAGCGCGAUCACUGGAUUGUGGGGAAGACGGAGAAGGAGAUUGAGAUGCUUGGCGACAGGCGGCCAGACUUCAUAUACACGGUAUAA